GUCGAUACAUGAUGUUGAGAAUUAGCGGUGUGAUCUACAAAGUCAUUCUUUGAAAUUUGUGAAAAUUUUCAACACUUUUUGCAGGACUCUAUUGCCCUGCAGCCUCUUUUUCAAAUAAAAAUGACCACGUAUCUACAAUAGAGGAACACAACACAAAAACCAAGGAUGGCAGAUAAUCUGGGAGGCUUGUUUGACUCUGACCCAGGUUUUCUUGAAGAGCUUGCCAGUGGAGCAGAUGACACUGGCCAGCCACAGCCUCAGCAUGGUAUUCCAGGAAUGAUGCAGCAGUCAGGUCCUGGACAGAUUCCUGGCGGGAUGAUGCAGCAAGGCUAUGGCGCUUUGGGUGCGGGCAUGCAGCAGGCCCCCGCCCAAAGCUCCUUCCAGAACAUGCAAUACCCGACACAGCAACAGCAGUUUCAACAGCAGAACUUUGGACCUCAAUAUAACAGCCAGCAAGUGUACAGUCCACGUAUGAACCCUAGUCAGCAGCCGCAGGGCCAUAUAAAUCCUAUGAUGUCGCCAAAUCAUAGGAGCCAGUUUGCAGGUCAGCCAGUGGGACAUCAGAUGUACCCAUACACUUCUGGUAGCUCUAGUCAGUCAGGGCCUCGCUUGCCAAAUCCUGCCCAACAGCAAAGCAUAGGGCAGAUGCCGGGUUGGAAUCAGAAUCCUGGAAUUUAUAAUCAGCAACAACAGCAACAGCAGCAGCAGUAUCUACCUCAUAACGAGUAUUCCAUUCCGAAUUCCAGCAAUCAGCAGAUGCCACAUAUGCAACAGACACAGCAAUACCCAACACAAGCCCAGCAAAAGCCUGGCAUGUAUGUGCAGAGAAUGACCUCAUCUGGAUCUUUGAACAGAUUACCAAUGACUCAAACUCCAAGUAGUCAAGCAAACAUUGGAAUGCCUCAACAGAUGUACACCCAACAAGGAAUGAUGGGUUCUCAGAACUUUCCAAACGUGAAUAUGUCCAACCCCAUGACCUCAGACCCCAUGAUGAUGCAGAAAACACAGCCACAACAGCAGUAUGUACAACAGCAACAACAGCAGCAGUUUCAGCAGCAGUUUCCAUACCGAUCACCUCCACAUGUUCAGCAACAGAAAAAGCUUGCUGAUCAUAGCAUGACACCGCAGCAGCAACAAGCAAGCAUGAGGUUUUCUCAGUCCAGCCCAACGCAGACUAACAUCCCUCAGAGCCAGAGAAUACCCUCUUACAACGCCAUGCAGAGCAAUAUGAACCAGCAGCCUCGCCCAAAUGUGCCAAUGCUGUCUCCACGUCCCACUCCUCCUCCCCCCUCCCCAUCUGUUACUCCAGGGAUGCUCUCACCCACAGGGUCAUCCUCCUCCCACCAGGGAAGCUUUAGCCAGAUAGACUCCUCACCAAACCCGAACCAACCAACCUUACAACCCCAACAACAAAAUAGUGCUAGUGCUCUGCCGACAACAGUAUUGGAAAAUGCUUCAGGUGAUAUGAACAUGUCAAACUUUCCAUUCAAUCAAUCAUCAAAUAUGAACCAACAAACACCAACUAUUAAUCAAAAUCAACAGCAGAAUGUGAAAGCCAAUGGACCAUCAGGAAAUGUUAGUCCUGUGAAGAAUGUUAUGUCUCCUACAAAACCAGUUACAUCUCCACAAAAUGCUAAUAUCGAGAUACAGAACCUCAAUCAGCAGAUUCAGCAACUGUUCAACAUGCCACAGACUCCGAACACACAACAGAAGAUCCAUGAAUUGCAGGAGAAGGCUCAAACUCUGAAGUCUCAGCAGUUACAGCAGUCACCCAGACCUGUACAGCAACAGGUACAAAAUUUGCAGCAGCAGCCACUGCUGAGUAAUAUACCUGCCACUGUUCAAACUCCAGCUGUAAGUCAGCAACAGCAGCAACAACAGCUGCCAAACUCUUCAUCACCUCAACAAAAGUCCCCACCAAAUACUGCAAAACAAAGCCCUAAACAGCCCGCUAUUAACAACCAACAGCAGCAACAGGAGACAACUCCCUCACAACAACAACAACAGCAAGUGGUGUCACCAAAUCAGCAGCCUGUAAACAAUCAACAACAGCAACAGACUGCAAGCUCUCAGCCACAACACACACUAGCUAGCAGCGUGCAGCAGCCAUUAAUGCCGCAGCCCAGCAUGGUCCAGGCACAACAAAACCAUGCUCCUACUGGCCAACUAGUGCAGGCUGGAAACCCUAUGCCCCAGGGUCAAGUUCCCCCUACAAGUAUGAUGACAAUACAGACAGGCAUGUCAGGAAUGAUUCGUCCUCAGGCCCCAAUGCAGCCCAGUCCUCAAAUGACAUCAUUGUCUGGGCCUCAGAUGUCUCCAAUGGCUGGUCCUCCAAUGUCAUGCACACCCAUGCAGGGGCCUUCUAUGGGUAUAUCCCAGAUGUCACCUAUGCCAGGUACCCAAAUGUCACCUAUGCCCGGUACCCAGAUGAUGCCUGGAACCCAGAUAGGUUCAGUUCAACAUAUGAGGCCCGGAGCUCCAAUGCUGCAAGGGCAGAUGCAAAUGAGACCUAUGAACCAGCAGGGAGGGCCUCAGAAUGUCCUCAUCUUGCAAUCACAGCAGAAUGAAAUGUUCCAUUGCAUGAUGGGCCACUGGCAGCACCCUGGGGGAAUGAGGAUGGCAACUGCUCCGUUACCAGGCCAAAUGCCGACAUUGACCACUCUACCACAGCCAGUGUUGAAUGGGAUGCCCCAACCACAGCAGCAAAUAGUCAUCCGACAUACUGGGCAAGGUGGACCCGGGAACCAGCCAUUGAUAAUCCAGGGACCUAUGCCAGGUCAUAUGAUGGGAAACAAUGGCUCCGAUGAUCCAUCUUGCCAGCAAGAAAAGGCCAAUAAAAUUAUAGCAGAGGCCAUCGCUAAAGCUCAAAAGUCUGGGACCAGCUCGAAUAUCCCUCGUGUUUUACAACCUCCAGACCUUCCAGCUACAUUAGAAGGCUUAGAUAGUUCUGAGCCAACCCCUGAUGGUAAAAAACCUAAAAAGAAGAGAAAAUAUACUCCAAGAAAACAAAAGGAGCCAAAAGAACCUAAUGAGAAAAAGAAAAAGAAAGCUAAGAAAGGAAAAGUGGAGGCAAUUGAACCCUCACCAGUAAUUGAGGAAGGGGAAUCACUGUUAACUGUUGAUAGUACAGCAACAAUGACAACAUUUGCAGAUGAUGAGGAUGAGGAUGAGUUUCGAUUGGAAAUUGACGAGAGUGGCAAAGAAGAAAAGGACAAAAAGCCGAAGAAGAAAAAGAGCAGCAGAACUCCAAAAUCAGAAAAAAAACAACCAAAAAAACCACCAGCAACAUUCCUGACAAAUAAGAAGAGGAAACGCAGGGGCUCCUCUGAUGGUUCAGACAUAGAACUGAAAAUUACCCCACCUCCUUCUCCCGAAAAUGAAGAUUAUAAGAGAAGAUCAGGCCGCAAUGUGAAGCGUAAGAAGUACACGGAUGACGUUGGUCUCAACCUCUCUGACGAGGACACUCUUGAUAUGAUUGCUGACAACAUUGAGGGCGCUGUAGUUAAACCGGAAAACCCAACAGAGGAGGAUGCAAUUGUUGUUGACAAGAUUCUCGGAUGUCGGAUAAGGAAGCCGGAUCCAGAUGAAGAGGAUCAGGAGGAGGUUGAAGAGUACUUUGUCAAGUAUAAGAACUUUUCGUACCUGCACUGUGAAUGGAGAACAGAGGCUGAAAUUCAGGACAAAAGGAUUCAGGGAAAGAUUAAACGCUACAGACAGAAGAAACAACAGGCUGUCGAUGUCUAUGAUGAUGAGGAGGAGCUGUUCAAUCCCGACUAUGUAGAGGUGGAUCGCGUGUUGGAGGAGUCAAAAGUAAUUGACCCGAUCACUCAAGAGGAGUCAACCCACUACCUCGUAAAAUGGCGCUCACUGGCGUAUGAGGACUCUACAUGGGAACUGCAGCAGGACGUCGACCCAGAGAAGGUGAAGAUCUUCAAGCGAGUGUCAGCCCUGCCGCCAGAAGAGGAAAGAGAGCACAAAGCUCGACCAAAAGCAUCAGAUUGGACAGAACUAAAGGAGCAUCGUGAAUACAAGGGAGGUAACCAACUGCGGGAAUACCAGCUUGAGGGAGUCAAUUGGCUUACAUUCAACUGGUACAAAAAACAAAACUGUAUCUUGGCUGAUGAAAUGGGCCUUGGAAAGACUAUCCAGAGCAUCACGUUUCUCCAGGAGAUGUUUAAUUAUGGAAUUCAGGGGCCGUUUCUUGUGGUCGCCCCUCUUUCCACCAUAGCAAACUGGCAGAGGGAGUUUGAGACUUGGACGGAAAUAAACGCCAUCACAUAUCAUGGAACCUCACCCAGUCGCUACAUGCUGCAGGAGUAUGAGAUGUAUUAUCGGGAUGAAGAGGGCAAUAAGAUCACAGGCUUCUACAAGUUUCAGGCCAUCAUUACAACGUACGAGAUCAUUCUCUCUGACCUGGAACUUCUACAGUCCAUCGACUGGCGCUGUAUCAUCAUCGACGAGGCUCAUAGGCUAAAGAACAAGAACUGCAGUCUCAUCAAGGGGCUCAGGCUAUUGGACUUUGAGCACAAGGUGUUGCUGUCGGGCACUCCCCUACAGAACAAUGUGGAGGAACUGUUCAGUCUGCUCAACUUCCUCGAACCUAGUCAAUUUUCAUCAGUUAAUGCUUUCUUGGCCGAGUUUGGCAACCUACAAACAGAAGAACAGGUGGAUAAAUUAAAGGCCAUCCUGAAGCCAAUGAUGCUGCGCCGACUCAAGGAAGAUGUAGAGAAAAACCUUGCAGCCAAGGAAGAAACCAUUAUUGAAGUGGAAUUGACUAAUAUUCAGAAGAAGUAUUAUCGUGCAAUAUUGGAGAAGAACUUCUCCUAUCUGUGUAAAGGUGCUAACUCAACCAAUGUUCCAAGUCUGUUGAACACUAUGAUGGAACUCAGAAAGUGCUGUAAUCAUCCAUAUCUUUUAAAUGGUGCUGAGGAGAACAUCCUGUCUGAGUUGCGUCAGAAGGAGGGCCGGGAACCAGAGCACAUCCAGGCUCUCAUCCAGGCCUCCGGAAAGUUUGUGCUCCUAGACAAACUGCUGCCCCGCCUUAAACAAGGUGGCCACCGCAUCCUCAUCUUCUCACAGAUGAUACGGGUCCUGGACAUCAUAGAGGAUUACCUCAUACACAAAAAGUACCUUUAUGAGAGACUGGAUGGCCGUAUCCGUGGUAACUUGCGACAGGAAGCCAUUGACCGCUACUCAAAGCCAGACUCAGACCGGUUUGUAUUUCUCAUCUGUACAAAGGCUGGAGGUCUUGGGAUCAACUUGACAGCGGCCGACACCGUGGUCAUCUAUGACUCUGACUGGAACCCACAGAAUGAUCUUCAGGCUCAGGCCAGAUGUCACCGCAUUGGUCAGAGCAAGAUGGUGAAGGUCUACCGACUGAUUACUCGCAACUCGUACGAAAGGGAGAUGUUUAAUAGAGCCAGUAUGAAACUGGGGCUCGACAAGGCGGUGCUUCAAUCCAUGGGAGGAGACAAACUUUCUCAACCGAAUCAACAGUUGACAAAGCGUGAGAUUGAGGACUUGUUGCGGAAGGGAGCAUAUGGCGCAUUGAUGGAUGACGACAGUGCAGGAGAUAAGUUCUGUGAGGAAGAUAUUGAGCAGAUCCUGGCUGGCCGUACACAGGUUAUACAGAUUGAGAGCGAGGGCAAGGGAUCCACAUUCUCAAAGGCCAGUUUCUCUGUCACCACCAACAGGGAUGACAUCGAUAUCAACGAUGCAGACUUCUGGCAGAAGUGGGCUAGGAAGGCUGAUGUUGAUGUUGACAGUCUAGAAACUCGGGAAUUGAUAGUUGAUGAGCCUCGUGUACGAAAACGUACAGCGCGAUACGGCAACAACGAGACAAUGGCGGAGAUCUCUGACCUCGGGUCAGACAGUGACUCCAAUGAGAGUGAUGAGGGGAGUAGAAAAGGUCGUAAGACUCGAAGAGGAAGGAAGGAAGAUGAAGACCUGGACUUUGAGAAGGAACGACACCGCGCCAAGUCCUCUGGUUCGGGUUAUGGCAGGUCUGAACUGUUCAAGGUUGAGAAAGGGCUUCUGCAUUAUGGCUGGGGUCGUUGGAAGGACAUUAUGGGUCAUUCUCGUUUCAAGAGACCUAUGGAGGAAAAGGAUAUAGAAAAUGUUGCCAAGGCAAUUCUGCUGUACGGUCUACAGUAUUAUAAGGGAGACGAGAGAAUCAAGGAGUUCAUAUCAGACCUGAUUGCCCAGGAGAAGGAAGGCGGGCUCAGGAACCACUCAGGGCUCUCUGCGCCUGUGCCCCGUGGGCGCAAGGGCAAGAAGGCAAAGGAUCAGGAAAGCCACUUUGACGCCAACGAGGAGAUUGAAAAAGCUGGAAUCAAGAUGGACCGAGACAUCAUUUAUAACAAAAAUGCAUACAAAAGACAUAUCGGUAGACAUUCCAACAAGGUGCUAUUGCGAGUGCGAACCCUGUAUUACCUGAAGCAUGAGCUUCUGGGCGACGUUGUGGAGCAGAUUGACAAGGGUCUUCAUGUCAAGGAUAUAAACUUACCAGCACCAGUAGCAGACAACGAACCUCCGGUGUACUGGUGGGACGAGCUUGCGGACAAAUCACUCCUGGUGGGCACGUACAAGCACGGGUAUGAGAAGUAUAACCUGAUGAGGCAGGACCCACUACUUGUGUUCCUGGAUCGGUGUGGGCCGCCAGAUAACGCUGCCCUAGCUGCUGAGAUGAGGGAGGAUGAUGAUAAUGAAGGAGAUGAUAUGGACGAUGCAAGCAUCCUAAUGAAUGAAGAUGAGGACUCCCUAGCCUGUGCCUCUGAUGCAGCGUCCACCCCACGUCGUGGCACAACUGCCCCCGCUCCAAAACCAGCACCUGCUGAGGGGGAGGAGGGUGAUGAUGAUAAACUGCCAUUCCCCACAGUGUCAGAGAUGAACACACGGCUGAGGAGGAUCAUAACCACAUACCAGAGAGACUUCAAGAAACAGCAGCUGAAACAACAGCAACAGGCAAAGAAAAUGGAGAAGAGGGAAAAGCUAGAUGCCAUGUUCCGGGAGAAGGAGUCCCGCAAGAAGGACACUCAGCAGAACAGGUGGACGCGAAGGGAGGAGUCAGACUUCUACCGCAUGGUAUCCACUUACGGAAUCGAGUUUGACCGACACAAGGGCCGUUAUAUGUGGGACAAGUUCCGCAUCAUGGCAAAACUGGAGAAGAAGACUGAUGAGCAGCUUACCGAGUAUUUCAUAUCGUUUUACCAUAUGUGUCUCCGAGUGUGCCGCAAGAUCAAGGAAGAAGCAUACCCGCCAACCCCAGUGUACAUAGAACAGAUAACAGAAGAGAGAGCCAACCGAUGUAUUGCCCGUAUCGACCUUCUCUCAAAGAUACGAGAGGAGAUUGUCGUCCAUCCGAAGAUGGAGCAGAGGAUCAAGUUGUGUCAGAAGUCUCUUGACCUUCCUUCCUGGUGGAUUAACGGCAAACAUGAUCGCGAGCUUCUCAUUGGGGCUGCUAAACAUGGGCUUGCACGCACAGACUACUACAUCAUGAAUGACCCAAGUCUGUCCUUCAUGGACUCGAUCCGAGCGUACAUGAAGGUCCACUCCAUCUCCCCUGACGGCAUGCUGGGAAAGGGGGCUGACAAGAAAGAUGUAAAGAAAGAGAAGGUAGAAAGUGCUGAUGUAAAAAAGGAAGAGGGGGAAUCCUCUGAAGAAAAGCAGGACAAAGAACCUAAUGCAGAGGUUAAAAGCGAACAGUCUGAUAAACCAGAAAAGACUGAAGACAGUGACCAAGAUAGUGCUGCUAAAGCAAAGGACCAAAAAGAUGAAAGUGAUGCCAAAGAACAAACUAGUCCAGAGAAAGAAAAAGGGAGUGAAGAAAAAUCUGACACUGAUGGUGAAAAACUGAGUCCUGUCAAAAAUGAGAUAAAGGAUGAAGUUAAAGAGGAAAGAACUGAAGAGCCAAUGGAGGAUGAGGAUGAUGAUGAUACAGAUAUUGAUGAAAAUGGUGCUUUAAAUCUAGUGGGAAAGACUGAAAAAGAUGUUGGUGUGAAAGAUAAAGACAGAAAAAAUGUUAAGAGUGAAAACGUUGAUGUUGAUAUGGUGGAUACGGUAAAGUCAGAGAAGUCAGAAAAAGUGAAGUCAAAAAGUGAUUCUGUGAAAAAGGAAUUGAAAGAAGAAAAUGGGGAUCCAGAUGAGGAGGUGCGACUCGCUAUGGAGGGGGAGGAUUCUCAAGCUGAUCUUCUUUCCAGUGUCUCCCAAACUCUUCUUGCACAAUGGCCAAAGGACCGCAUAGUAUUCCAUCGGCUGGAGCAAAUCUGCUACUGUAUUGAGACUGGUGACUGGCCGUUCCCUCCAAAGAUGAAGAAUGUACACAUCCUUGGCAUUGACUCCAGCAGCAAUACCCCCACACGCUCCCUCACCCCUUCCUUGACCCCUAAACUGGAAGAAGAGAGUCGGCCGAACAGCGCUGACCGAAUGUCAGGGGUUAACAGGGCAGAGCAGGCAGCUGCCACCAAGCGGGAAAGAGACUUCGAGGUACAGAUGGCGGAGGGGGAGAGCCUCAAGAUGACAUUCCACAAGAAAGAGAAAAACAAGAGGAUGAUGGAAGAAGUAGAAAAAGGUGGGAUUCAUUCAUUGAAAUGCCUUAAUUCCCUUCCAAGAGGUCAUUCUGCAUCACAACGUAUCCAGGCCAUCCUGGCGCAGAGUAUGGCAUCAUCACAGGCAGCCUCAAGUGAUGAUAGCCAACAGGAAUCGUUGGCGAGCAUGUCGACGACUCAGGUAUCGUGGACUCCGUGGCUUCCUUCCACGCCCCCUCCUCCUUCUCAUACGUUACACACGCUCAACAUGCAGUUGAUGUUUGACCUUGGAAAGCGAUGUCUUGUACAGGGUGGCGCCGACAGUCCUUUCUUAAAUGGUAGUGGACUAACAGAGGAUGAACUGCUGAUGAACAGACACCUGCUGGAGCAGGGCCUGUUGUUCCCGCGUACAGGUCGGCGUGGCCGUAAGAGGAAGGAGGAGAAGAUGGCUGAGUUGGCCAUGGCUGAGGCCCUAGCUCGGAGACAAACAGCAAGGGCACUGGCUGGGCUUGACAACGAUUCCCGCGUGCCUUUGAUCAACCUAGAGGAUGGAUCACGACUGUCCGGGGAGGAGGCCCCACUGAAGAAAAACCUUGAGACUUGGCUCGACAAACACCCUGGCUUCAUGGUUGACAGUAGGGAAGAAAUAGAGGAGGGAGAAAUUGUGCCAUCUGACUUUGGGGAGCGGCGUAAAGGCAGGAAGCCAAAGUUUGACCCGGCCUUCCUUGAGGUGGAGAAACUGACAGGGGAGGAAAAUGUGUCUGUUAUCAACAGACUAACUGGCAAAAAGAUAACUGGUGCUAAAGCUCCGCCACUGCGGUAUCUAGCCGAGUGGUUGGAGCAAAACCCCAUGUGGGAUGUGGACCCUAAAUGGGCGGAGCUUGUGCGAGCAAAGGUACGCGACCCGGGCUCACUACCAAAGCAGUUGCUUCCGAGGAUUGUGACCCCAUCGCGGAGAGGUCGUCGCCCAAGAGACAGCCCUCUGUCACAUUCCAUGCUCGGGGUGUCGGACCCCCACCAGGCAGCAGCCAUGGCCGCAUCCAUAGAGGCUGCACAACUGGCCCAGCUCAUGGCUGCUGGCUUUGGAAAGAUGCCCAUGCCUUUUGGCUCCAUUCCUGGCCUGGGCUUCAACCCCAUGUUGGGUUUGCCAGGGUUUGGCCUUGGUCUUCCUGGGACGUCUGCGGCAGAAUCUACACCUUCUAAGUCGGAAUCAAAGAGCAAGGAAUCCAAGGGUUCAAGCUCAAAGGAGGAUAGGGAUAAACAUAAAGAGGAAGACAAGAAUGCCAGCCCCCACCCGUCAUUCCCGCUCAUGUUCAACCCACUGAUGUACAACCCUGCCCUUCUUGCUGCCCACGGGCUUGCUAACUUUCCGCUUCCCACCAGUAUGGCGGGCCUCAUGGACCCCGGCCUCAUUAAUGGGCACAGUAGUAGUAGUAGCAAGGAAGAAACAAGUACUAGCUCUUCUAGCAGAAGGGAAAAAUCCUCUCAUAAAAAAUCAGAACUGUUUGAACGUGGAAUGGUAGAAGAUCUCAGUAUACGGAGCAAACGAAAGGAAGUGAUAGAAAACACAACAGAGGCUCAUGGGGCUAGCAAGCCAAAGUUGAACAAAGAUAUGAGCUUUGAAAAUGAUGACAUGCCUUGUGAUCUCUCCAUGAAAUCAAAGUCAAAAGAAGACAAGUCCAAACAAAAGAUAUGCAGCUCAGAUAAACUCAGUAGAAUUGUAGACACACUGAAAUGCCGUGUGAACAAAAUGGAUGAAAAACCGUCAAAGUAUUCUGAGGAGGAUAAUCGUAGAAACAGCUUAGAUGCUGCUUUGAAUCUUAAAACUGAGAGUGGAUCAAGUCAUAGAGAGGAGUCUCGGUCAGGCUCAUCCAGUAAAAAGGACUCAUCAGGCGCUUUGUCUCAUAAACACUCACCGUCAUCAUCAUCAACAUCGAGUCACUCUAACCAUACCUCAAAAGAACCUGUUCCAAAAAUAGUUCAGGAGCUGCUGGCUGCUAAACAGCAGAGAGACCAUGAUGAACUGCUAGGUGCUUCAAAGAAAGUGAAAAAGGCAAGCUCCAAGUCUACCAUCUCACAGGAAGAUGAGAAAUUGAGUGCUGCCGAAGGGAACGACUCAGACUGAUCUUCUUGAAAGUGUCCUACAUGUUGCGUAGGAUUGUGGUCCAUAUCGGAGCUAUGUGUACAUGAAGUUGGCAUUUUGAUUCAAGUUGAAUGGUUCAUGGUAGAACCAUGGUCCAUAUACUUACGUUUGAAGUUACAUGUACGUUUAUGUGGCGUUUUGAUAUGAAUUGAUCUGCUGUUUGCCAAAUAUCUUGGUCGAAUUAUUGUGUUCUAAUAAGCUAAAUGACAAUUAUUUUCUAUGGGUUGUGAACCAAUGAUUUGUAAUAAUCAUUAACGUGGCGAGUGUUAUUUAUUGAGGUGACUGUAAACACACUGUAUGACUGAAACUGAUUUGCUUGUAUGUUUAUAUAGUUGCUGCAUUUUGAGUUGUAUUUUCCUGAUAUUUACUGACAAAACGUGUUGUAAUUUCUGCUGCUGCUGUUUUGUUGCUGUGUUCGAAGUUUUGCUCAGUUUAAGUAUUAAGAAAAUACUUCACAUGUGCAUUUUCACAUUCAUGCAUUUUUGAUAUUAAUCGAUUAUUUGAAGGAACAAAUGUCAUUUAUAUGGUUGAUUUGUGUCUGUUUCUCACAUUUCAAAAUUUCUAUUUUUGCACUUCGUCAUAAUUUAUAAUAUAUAUAUGUACUCACUGCAUAUAAUUUACUUAGGGUUUUAGCCAAGAUUUAAAAGGGCAGAGUGCUGCAGAAAAGAGGCUGGCUGCUGAAAAGGGUACAUUGUGUUGGCCAAUAUUAUUAACUUGACAGAAAAUGAUAGAAGUUGUGUUCGUUUAGGUAAUAUCUGCCAAAUGUAUUAUGUUUGUAUGAAUUUAUAAUCAUAAAAGUAAGUUGCUUUUUAACUAAUCAAAAGCAAUAUUUGACUAUCUUGAGCAUUCAAUGCUAUGAAGGCAAAAGGGUUGACCUGCUGAUCUCCAUGAGGGGAGAAUGGUGCUACCAAUAAAGGGUAGGGUGCAGCACCCUUCUUAACUCUUCAGCUAAAACCCUAUUUACUCUAUAUAGAAGAAACACGCCUAGAAUUCAUCCUGUUGUCCUAGGUGACAUUUAGUGCAAAACUUUAGAUAUGUACAAGUUAAGUACAACAUUUAAUGUAGAUAAUUAUUGAUAUGUUAAUUGAAAUAAUGCGGCAUCAUUACUUUCUUUACUGUUGAGGGGAGUGAAUAUUUUUGCACAUGUACAUAGAUGUGUACUGCUGGUCAUUUUGAUUGUUGAUAUUAAACACCUUCUUGCUUGAACCUUGCAUGUUUACUAUUGGCUUGAUUGUUAAAUGAUACUACCCUCUUUUCAUGAAGAGCAAUUCUUAUUUUGAUAGUGUUUUCUUAAAUAUUUGUAAGAGCUAAAAUAUAACAUCCACUUCUUUAAGAGUUUCAAGCUAAUUAGGGCCAGUUUUGAUUUGUCGAAGUAUUAUAAUUAUUUUAGAAUAGAAUCUUACAGUAGUGCCAUUUUAUGCAUAUCAUUUUGCUGCUGCCUUUUGUAAAAUGAUUUACAGUAUAUAAUAACUUUUCAAGAAAACUUGUUGGAGGAAUUUUUAAAACGGUAGACUUGCAUUUUUAAUGAUAAAGAACCUUUCAGUGUUAUUAUUGAUAAUGACAGGGUUUUAGCCAGGUUUUAGGAAGGCUGUGGUGGGGUAGUGCAGAAAGGGAAAGGGUGCUAAGGUUUAAAAGGGCACAUUGUAUCAGGCUAGCUAAAACCCUAGAGACGUGAUAGAAAAGAACAAAAUGAUGACAUAUAGAAUCUGGUUUGUACAUUUUUGUGCUGGUACACAAGUGGUAUAACGAAUAAAAGUUAAGAUGCAUUUUGUACGCUAGUAGUUUUAGAGUGACAAGUUGAUGCGUCCUCAUGUGUAAGUAAAUCUCAUAUAUUAUUUAUUACAAGUGGAUGCUUGCUAUUUGUAUACAUUCAGGCAUUAGCUUGUGACUCAAAUAAAACAAUAUACAUCUACUUUGCCAUUGUCAAUGUCUCUAUUGUCAUGCCAAACACCAGGCCAUGUAUUACAGAAGCAAUAUUGAUUAAGAACAUUUUAACUAUUGUAACUUGAGUGUAAAAUUGGGAUUUUUUUUUAUAGGAUUUUUUUUUAUAGUUCUUAAAAAAACUUAUUAAAAAUUAAAGUUUCAAUAUUGUAAUUGCAGAAUAUAUAUAAGGAAUAACCACAUCUACCAGUGGUAUAAAACAGUAAAGAAAAUUGCGGAACUCAAGGAAAAGAUACAAUUCUCACUUGCUUCUGUAAUACAGCCCCUGGAAGAAAAACGACGUAAAAAUUGAAUUACUUAUAACUGGUCAAGUGUGUGCUUGUUUCAGCCAAAAUGAUUAUGGCUUCUAGUACAAGUUUACUGUGAGAUUCACUUCUGGUAGAGGCCCAUCUUAUACAUGUUUAAACAUUCACACAACUUGUAGGCAUGAGUUGAUAUCUUCAACAACAUUACAAGUGUUGCUAAAAUUCAAAUCGUUUAAGCACCUAAAUUGUAACCAAACCAUUUCCAUAACCAGUUAUUUUAGGAAUGCACUUUUUAUCUAAAUAAUAAUGGCUGAUAUUUUGUUUGUAUCAUGGGUGAAUACUGUUUGUAUGCAUAGGCAAGUGUCAACAGGGGAGAUGAGAUUGAAUGAAUGUAUUUAUUUGUGUGAUUUUUUUAUGUAAAAAUAUAUUUUCAUAGCAAUAGUUGUACAGUCUGUGGUGUCGAGCAUUUUGGUCAGAUAUAUAUAUGUGGAACAAGAAUACCUUAUAUGUUAUCGAAUCGACCAGAGGAUAUAUUUACCAAGGAAUUGUUAGAGUUCUUUGAACAUGGUACCUGUAUGUACCAAAGAGCAUGGUUUUACAUAUUUGAGGAAAUAUCCUUCUGUAGCUAGGGACAUGUCUUUUUGGUUGAGAUCUGAGUAGUAAGCCAGGGAUGAUACAAUUCACAAUGAAUCCUGAAACCUGGAUCAAGAGUUUUCAAUUUCAGACUGUUGGUCUUUUGUUUUUGCUGGUCAUUUGCAUUGAAUAUAAUAAGAACUACCUUUGAAUUAAUUGAAAUGACUUUGAAAAUAUUCUAUUAAAGCACCUUAAACUUGUUCAAAUCGUUAUAAAUCAUCUAAGACAUAACCGCCAUAAGCAUAACAUUUUACUUUCUAUCCCUCGUACUUCCAACUGUUUUUUUUCAGGAUUGGGAUUUUCAGUCUGUUAUCAUCUCUGGUGAGCUCCAACCCUGCUGAUUUAAGUUGUCCGAGUGUGUUCAAGUAGAGCCAUACUCUGGUAAAACCAAGAACUAUAUCUCAGGGAAAAGUUAUGUAAAAUAUUUGAAAAAUAUUUAUAAUCUUUAGUUCCUGUAAGAUUUUACUGUAAUUGCUCUUGAAGAUUAGUUUUGCUUGGCACUUGGUUGUUUUUUCUACUAGAAUGUUACAAUGUAUGUACAUAGACUACAGACUUAAAAACAAGGACAAUACAUCGUGAUAUCAACAUGUACUUUGAAACUGACAAGACCCUAUUACAUUUGUUAAAUACUCAUUCAAAACCAAAACAUAGUUUCAGUAUUAGGUCAUGAAUUGGCUCUGCAUUAUCAAUUUGUCAUACCGUAAAAUGAGUGUGAAGCAUUCUGAAAACAGUGGUUUAUGUUUGUUCCAUUAUUUGCUAUAAGAUUUACAAAGCUGUCUACUUCCAUGAUAUAUAAUUUCCUUGAGUUGUACUUGAUUUGCUACUUUUCUUCAUUAUGGUUCAUUUUUUACAAUAUUUUGUAUGUGACUUUGUCAAGACAUUUUUGAAAAUAUUUUGUAGAUGAAAUAAGUAAUUUAAAAAAUAAAGAUGAAAUGUGCA
This is a messenger RNA of Mya arenaria, 14426 nucleotides long. RefSeq names its product chromodomain-helicase-DNA-binding protein 8-like. Gene Ontology annotation, molecular function: ATP-dependent chromatin remodeler activity; ATP binding; protein binding. The transcript is spliced from 45 exons. Lineage: Eukaryota; Metazoa; Mollusca; Bivalvia; Myida; Myidae. The coding region runs from base 166 to 10650 and encodes 3494 amino acids. The record is from RefSeq and is a predicted model, not a curated record.